Molecule: messenger RNA, 1502 nt
Organism: Synchiropus splendidus (mandarinfish)
Lineage: Eukaryota; Metazoa; Chordata; Actinopteri; Syngnathiformes; Callionymidae
Product: urokinase plasminogen activator surface receptor-like
Exons: 5
Coding region: 567-1196 (209 amino acids)
Source: RefSeq, a predicted model, not a curated record
AUAGGAUAGGCAUCCCGAUACAAGAGAGGUGAUAUGAUACGGUGCUAUACUGUAAGCUCAACUAAUGAUUUCACUUUAUAACUCAGUCCUUACCUUAACAAGUAAAGCGCUGUGUACUGAUGAUACUCGCAAACAAAAAAAUGUUCACUAGAUUUUGGUCUACUAGUUGCACAAAUUAAGUUGUUUUUUUUUAACCACUAUCUAGUAAUCGCUUUUAUCUUGACUUGUACGACGAGUGGAGCGAAAACUGUGUUCCUAUCAAAGGAACUCUAUGAGCUAACGUUUGUCCCUAUAUGGGAGCAGGAGGCGCAUGACUCAUUCAUUUCAUUUUUCUGUCGCUGUUGAAUGUGUUGAAUUUGUUUUAACCCCCAUGAUGGACUCUGCCCCUUCUGCUGGGGCAGGAGUGGAUGAUGGAUGACUAUUUACAAUAUGCUCAGAGCAGAUGCCAACCAUAUUGCUUCACAUGAUCUAUGGCUCCUUAUCUGUGUAUAGAACACAACAGAGGUGUGUUGACCGACCUGAGAGGUAUUUAACGCUGCUUCACUGUUCCAGCCUCAGAUCUCAACAUGUAUCUUCUUGUGAUGAUGGUCGGAGUCGGGCUCCUCUCACCAGCCCUGAGCCUCACCUGCUACCAGUGCCCGCUGGGAAGCCCUGGCAGCUGCACCACCUGGACCGCUGUGUGUCCAGCGCAGAGGAGCCGCUGCGCUGCAGGGAGGAUCGUCACAUACAUCGGCAGCACCGAGUUCUCAGACGAGCAUGAAAAGGCCUGUGUUUCGGAAGUGGAGUGCACCGAGAUGUCCGUCAACUAUGGAGUGUCCAGAAGUGCCCUCAACGUCCAGUGUUGUCUCACUGACCGUUGCAACGGCAAUCCGGCCCCAAGACCCACCCAAAACAGACCGAAUGGAAGGAAGUGCUACACAUGCGAUGGCACCACCUGCAAGGCCACGCUCAACUGUCUGGGCACGGAGGACUCCUGCAUCACCUCCACAGUCACUUCUGCUGGAGUGAAGCAGAUUCUGAAGGGCUGCGCCUCCAAGCAGGCCUGUGACCUGUCCUCCACUUCUCGCCUGAUGAAGAACCUGACCAACACUGUGACUUCCAAGUGUUGCCUGGGCGACCUGUGCAACGGCGCCGUCGGCAUCAGCGCUGGGCUGCUGCUCCUGCUGGCUCCUCUGCUGGCUCAGCUCUUUGUCUAAGAGUUUCCAGCACCACCAAUGAGCUCAGCUCUCUAAAGCUCAAGUUGCGAGUGUUGUUUGCAGGGUGCCAACAGUCAUUUGAUUUCACAGUGCAUCGUGGGCCACAGUAGCCAUGCUCACUGCCAACAGUCUGUGUUUACAUUCACCGUUGAACUUGGAUUCAAGUUUCCAUUAAAAAAAUUCCAUAAACUUCUUGUGAUGGAUUUGAACUCACUCCUCAAAUACGCACGUCAUGAUGUCAGGGGUGAUGUGACAUCAUCAUAUAGUGAACUACCUCUCUUCAUCUUCAAACAUUUCAUGUGGCAG